ACUAAUAUUUUUAUUAUUUUAUUUUAGUGUUUUGGUUGGAAAUAGUAAAGAAUUAAUUUCUGCUCAAUGUCUUGAUUUUAAUUGAGUAUUGUUCUCAGAAUCUUACAGCAAUGGAGCAAUCUGAUAUUGGGUUAAAUCUGUAUUGUUUUGGGUGUUUGGUUGCGAAGGAAGAAAAGUCAUUUUAUUGCUUAGAUUUGCAGAAAUCAGUUUUGAAAACAGUUAUACAGGCAGAAUGUCUCUUCCUCUGCUACCUCUGCAAGCGGGCCUCACAAAAAGCAGAGCUGUUCAUACAAAAUGUCCAAAGUAACCAUAUUCUGCUUCAGAAUAUACAUAGGAUGGAAACUUCCACUCUACAAUCAGCUCGGACACAAACCCGCGCUCCGCACCAGCUGUCUCCAGUGUCCUUAGAUAUCAUAGAGUUAGGAACUGAAUCAACCCAUGUGGAUAGGAGGAACCUUGGCUAUGACAACCGGCUGAACGUUAAGCUAGAGAUGAAGGAAGAAAGAGUCCCAGAUAAUUAUCAAGAUGACAACAACAGCCAAGAGUCAUUUGUAAAAGAAGGCUUACCUCUCAAAGUAUUAUUAAAAGAAGAGAAAGAAACGGUACAAGUGAAGGAAAGCCCCAAGAAAACCCCCAGAAAAUAUAAGAAGAGAAAGAAGAAGAAUGAUGAUGAAGAUGAUGAGCUAGCAAUAAUACCGUUCGAAAUAACCCGAGAGCAAUGCUUCGAGGAGCGAGCCCGUAUGGCUCUCGACCAGCGCUACCUGACCUCCAUGUACAAGUGCACAGACUGCGUCAAGGGGUUCAACUAUAAGGACAGCUUCGAUAAACAUAUGGAGAAACACAGCGAGAGCAAUGGCAACUAUGAAUGCGAUGUGUGCAAGCAGAGAAUGAGCACAGAAAAUAAGCUAGUCGGUCACAAGAAAUACCACGAAAAGCGGUAUCGUUGCCCCGUAUGUGGCAUGACCCGCGCCAGUCGGGUUUUGGUGAAGGAUCACUACUCGGCCUUCCACUCCUCGCAUCAGAUUAGACACAAUUGCCCGCACUGCGACAAGACAUUUACACGUAAGCUAGCAUGGCGUAAGCACGUGUCCAGCGUACACGGUCGCGCGAGGGAGACGUGUCAAUAUUGUAAGAAGACUUAUGCCAACAAAGAUGUUCUUAAAGCGCAUAUAAACCUCCGGCACCCAAUAGAGGGCACCACAGCCCCAAUAGUCAAGUCCCACGUUUGCCAAGAUUGUGGGAAAGCGUUCAAGAGUCCUUCGUUACUCAAGAUACAUAGUGUCAAGCAUUCCCCCAACAAAGACUACUAUUGUGUCGAGUGUGACAAGAGUUUCAAAUCUUCGACAAUACUGAAACAUCACUUGAAGACUGCGUCCGUUCACGUUAACUACGUUGAUUUACCUUUGUCGUGCGAGCACUGUGGGAAACGGUUCGCGAUCCGACGGGACCUAGAACAACACAUCAACCGAGUACAUCUCAAUAUAAAACCAUUCCAAUGCGAUCGCUGCGAUAAGGCUUACGUGAAUGUGUGGUCACUGAACGAGCACCGUCGCCUGGUCCACGAGGGGUUCAAGCGGCCGCUGAAGUACCCUUGCUCCAUGUGCGACAAAGUCUUCGAUAGUAACCAGAUCCUCAAAGACCACGUCCGCACGCACACCGGCGAGCGACCCUUCCAGUGCAGCCGCUGUCCCGCGCAGUUCCGACAAGCCAGCACACUAGGGACCCACGUCAAACUUGUACACCUGAAGCUGACUAGAGAUGGCAGGCCCAAGACUUUGGCUGGCAAAUAUCCAAUGGUUCAAGAUCAAGCUUUUACCCAGCCUAAUACGACUGUAGAAUCAGGCCAGUAUAUUGGGGACACAUCUCAAACUAACUAGACACAACAAACCUUCCUUUGCUGGCAAAUACUCCAUCCUGAGUGAAUUUGGCCAUAUCGUUGCAGCCGCUGCACCGAACAGUUCCUACAAGCCAGCAUCUUUGGGACCCACGUCAAACUUGUACACUUGAAGCUGACUAGAGACGGCAGGCCCAAGACUAUGGCUGGCAAAUAUCAGCUAAUACAGGAUCAGGAGCAUUUUAGUCAAAUCAAAACCAACACAGAAUCAAACCAGUAUGCUGGGGACACAUCUCAAACUAACUAGAGACGACCGGCCUAUAGCCAGAGGUGCGAAACUCCUCGCUUCGGUAAAACUCGGCUCCGUUCGGCUCAGUAUUGCUCCGAGACAGGGAUGUUGCGGAUGCCGAUUUUUUGACAUCCGCGGAUGCGGAUUUUUAAAGGCUCACAUCCGCGGAUGCGGAUUUUUAAAGGCUCACAUCCGCGGAUGCGGAUGUCGAGAUUAGGCACAUAAAAAACGUCAAAUAUUACACUUUAGUA
Messenger RNA from Cydia strobilella, 2374 nucleotides. Its product is annotated as zinc finger protein 846-like. The transcript is spliced from 13 exons. Gene Ontology annotation, biological process: regulation of transcription by RNA polymerase II. Bases 111 to 1877 code for a protein of 588 amino acids. Gene Ontology annotation, molecular function: DNA-binding transcription factor activity, RNA polymerase II-specific; RNA polymerase II transcription regulatory region sequence-specific DNA binding. The record is from RefSeq and is a predicted model, not a curated record. NCBI's taxonomy places the organism in Eukaryota, Metazoa, Arthropoda, Insecta, Lepidoptera, Tortricidae. Gene Ontology annotation, cellular component: nucleus.